Saccostrea cuccullata (small rock oyster) is the source of this 528-nucleotide messenger RNA. RefSeq names its product nuclear apoptosis-inducing factor 1-like. The transcript is spliced from 2 exons. The record is from RefSeq and is a predicted model, not a curated record. The coding region runs from base 1 to 528 and encodes 175 amino acids. NCBI's taxonomy places the organism in Eukaryota, Metazoa, Mollusca, Bivalvia, Ostreida, Ostreidae.
AUGGAGAGCACUGACCUCUGUUCUAAACCUAAGCGAGCUAGAAGCACCAAUUUCAGCAUAAUGGAAAUAAGCACCAUACAUAAUGAGGUAAAACAAAAUUCUAUACUCGAGAGUAAGCACUCAAAUACCGUGACAAAUCAGAAAAAACAAUCAGUUUGGAAGAGCAUUACUGAGAAAGUAAAUGCUGUGGGCACUGCUCAUAGGACGGUUACGGAAGUAAAGGACAAAUGGAGAAACAUGUGUCGCGACGCCAAACAAAAGUUUGCCGAACACAAAAGAGAAUCAAAGAAGACUGGAGGAGGCCCACCACCUACCCCUCUCUCCCAGACAGUGUCCGACAUUGUGGACCUCUACAAGGACUCCAGUUCCUUUGUAGGCAUUCCUGGGGGAAUCGAGACCUCCAUAUGUGAUCAAACAGGUAUCUGGCAAGUGAGAGCCAAUUGCAACCUCCAAGAACUGGAUCAAAUCCAUGUUUUAUUGAACAAGGAGUCCCUACAGUUUCAAGCCAUUGUACCAUUGACCAUGUAG